Molecule: messenger RNA, 1643 nt
Organism: Malus domestica (apple)
Lineage: Eukaryota; Viridiplantae; Streptophyta; Magnoliopsida; Rosales; Rosaceae
Product: putative F-box/FBD/LRR-repeat protein At5g44950
Source: RefSeq, a predicted model, not a curated record
AAUCGAGGACAUGGAGAUGGAGGGAAGCAGUAAAAUCACAAACACUCGCAACCUGAACGAUCUGCCGGAGGACCUCCUCCUCCAUGUCCUCACCUUCUUCCCCACAUUAAACUCCGUCUAAACCUCCCUCAUCUCCCACAAAUGGCUGCCCCUCUGGUCCCGCGUCCCCUCCCUCAACUUCAACUUCCAACUCUUCCCGCCCUACGAGCCGCCGUUGGACACCCGCCAAUUGUACGCCGAUUUCGUCGACCGCGUUCUCAUUUCCCGCUCCGAUUCCCCGAUCCACACAUUUCGCCUCUCUCUCAUCUACCACUAUCACUACCGCUACCAUGUCGACUCCUGGGUUCGAUCCGCCGUCACUCGCUUCCGCGCCCGGGAGCUCUACUUCGACUUCUUCAUCAACCAAAAUUUUCACAACGCCGACGAAGCCGAAACUGAGGAUCACCACAUGUACGAUUUCCCAUUCUCUGUUCUGAGAAAUGGGUGUGUUGAGAUAUUGAGCCUCACCAGGUGUUAUCUCAAUCUGCCGGCGAAUUUGUCCACCAUGCGGUUCCGGUCGAUUGCGUCAAUGGUUCUCGAUGACGUUUAUUUGACGGACCAGAUGGUGGAGGAUUUGCUUCUGGGUUGCCCCAAUUUGGAGGCUUUCGAGAUUCUUGGGUGUCGCGGGCCAAUUCAUUUGAAGAUAUGCAGCAAAGGGCUCAAAAGGCUGCGAAUUGUAUUGGGGUAUUAUUUUCCUGAUGAUCCUGAAAAGAGACAGACAUUUUUGGUUGAUUGCCCCAACAUUUGUUCGAUCAAUUUGGAUCUUUGUGCCUUUGAGGAGUCUACUUUUAAGAAUGUUUCUUCCCUGGUUGAGUUUCGUGCCGAUUUCGUGCACCGAAUCCAUCAGUCUUAUCAUCAGUGGAGUAAGGUUAUUAGGGUUCUCGAACAAGCGCCUAAUCUUAAGAUUCUCAAUGUGCAAAAUUGGUGGUUUAAGUUUCUGACAUCAAAGGAUACAUUCCCCAAAAGUUUCAUGCUCCACAACCUGACGGUCUUAGUGCUGCGAACGCGGUUUACCCAAUAUGAUCUCGUUGGCAUGGCUGCAAUGCUUAAACUUUGUCCCAAUCUCAAGACACUGAUUCUCGAAUUCCUUUUCAAGGUGGAGAAAGAUGAGAGUUUACCAGAAGAGUUGUUAGAUAAACCGGUCGAGUUCAACAUGCCAUGUCUCAAGCAAGUAACAAUGGAAGCUUAUACUGGGAGCGAAGACGAUGAUAAGUUUAUGAAAAUCUUGAUGAGGCAUGAAGGCGCCCUAGAAAAGAUUGUAGUUGUUCCCUUCCAAGGUUUCGAGAAUGGCGAGAAGAAGUCGCUUCCUCCGGUGGUAUAUAGAAGAAGGGUCUCGCAAGUUGGAAGUACGGUCUCCUCCGCAGCACCAAAUGGUAUAUAGACUCCGAGCUUUAAAUGGCGAGUUCUAAGCAGAUUUUCUAGUUGAAAAAGAGGCUUUGCCGCCCAUUGAAAAAGAGACUUUUAGAAUGAUUUUGCGGCAUAUUUUUUCUUUUUCUUGAGCAAGUUAAUAUGCUGAAAUACGAAUCUCAACUAAAGCUACAAGCCGGUUUGGGAUUGCUUUAAAUGUGGUUAAAAGCAUUUUUUAUAAGAGAACAUUUUUUGAA